Sitodiplosis mosellana (orange wheat blossom midge) is the source of this 2071-nucleotide messenger RNA. Its product is annotated as serine/threonine-protein phosphatase 6 regulatory ankyrin repeat subunit A-like. NCBI's taxonomy places the organism in Eukaryota, Metazoa, Arthropoda, Insecta, Diptera, Cecidomyiidae. The transcript is spliced from 7 exons. The record is from RefSeq and is a predicted model, not a curated record. Gene Ontology annotation, molecular function: protein binding; transcription cis-regulatory region binding. Gene Ontology annotation, biological process: positive regulation of transcription by RNA polymerase II. The annotation marks the transcript as partial. Gene Ontology annotation, cellular component: nucleus.
AUAAACCGAGCACUGAACACUUUUCAGUGGUUUAUGCGGGUCGUCGGUCGCUUCGACUGAUAACAUUUUUGAAUAUUUUAUGUGGAACGCAUUACUUUUUGACUUUAUUUAAUCUUUUUUUUAUGUCGGAAAUGUCAGAGUUGUGAAUAAAAUGUUGACUCAAAAUUAGUGAAUGUUCUAGAAACAACAAUGAUACUAAUUAUAGAAUUGAUUAUUAUUAUUCUUCGUAAAUUUCAGCAUUUAUUUCUUGCUCAUUUUAAAAUUAUGCAAUUUUUCUUAUUUUCUGUGUAUAUUUUUCUAGAACAGCUGUUUAUUUCCUGUGUGUAUUUGCGUUGAAUGUGUUGACCAAUCACCUUUUAAUCUGACUGAUUUUUUGGGAGAAUUUUUUUGCAAAUAACUGAUUACUUGUUUCUCUCUAUAUGGAUUAUAAUACAAUUGUGGUUUGGGAAGAACGGAAUUGAUAUAAAAUUUGAUCGAAUAUGAUAGCAGUGACUGUGAUUUAUUAUCACGAUUGAUGAGUAUUUUGCAAAUGUAGAACAUCACCUGAUUUCAUGAUAAUUCAUCAUUCAAGUACUUGAAGCCUUUUCUAGUCCUUUUACUGGAGCAAAUGACGAUGUGGUGACGCCUUGGGCAACACGUGGAGAAUUCAGAUGUGAAUUCAGCAGAGUGCAACUGAACAGCCAAGUGUUCGAGUUAAUGAUGUUCAUCGGAUAAUUAAUGAAAUGGAUGACAUUAUGGAGAUUACGCUAGUCUCCUAAUGUGACUCACAUUCGAAAAUGAACACUUUUUCCUUCAAUACCACGAGAAAAUAGCUAAAGCAUAAGCAAAUUGGAGUUUUGUAUUUGAGCAAGGUUGUAAAUUGGGUUCUAUAAAUUAGAUCAAAUGCAAUGUGAUCGAAUUUGUCUGUGAAUAAAUAAAUAUUUUAUCACAAUAUUCAUUAGCAAACGCCAUUAGAAAAUUACACCAUUAAAAGAAAAUUCAAAUUGAGUUGAUUCGAUUCACCUGAGUAAAGAAAAUUGGUUGUGUAAUGGGCUGUUUUUAAUGCAUGAUUCUAGCUUUUAUCUUUUAUCGAUGCACUGACAGUAAUAAAAUAAAAUUUCGAGUCCGUAGGACGAGUCAGUUAGUUUUCCUUUGUCUUCGCUUAGUGCUCCAACAUUUGCACUCGAUUUGCAUCAAUUGUCCUUCGGUUUUUAUGUAUUAUCCUUAUUCGGUGUGAAAAUAAACUAGAAUAUCAAGGAAGAUAUAUACAAAAAGGAAGACAUAAACAUUUCGCUUCGCUCCAUAUAGGAAAAUACGACGAUCCAAAAUGAAGUUUAUUCUGGUGCUGUCUUUGUGCAUUUGGGCUGUUUUAUCUAAUCAAUUGGCAGAUUUCCGAGAUAACAAUUAUGGACCAAACGGUCCAGAUAGCCGUGAAGAUGGACGUGAUGGACCUGAUGGACGUGGUGGUCCCGAUGGCCUGGAUGGACAACAUGGUCCUCCAGAUAGAUCUGACAGACUCGAAAGAAUCUAUGGCAAAAACAAACCUGAAAUUAUACCAUUAUUGCACAUCGCGGCCAGAACAGGAGACGUUGAAAAGGUUAAAAAGUUGCUCAUAUCAAAUGUGACUGAUGUGAAUAGCAGGGAUAAAUUGAAAAACACACCACUUCAUGAUGCGGCUAGACUGGGCCACUUCGACGUCGUGAAACUUCUCAUUGAAUGGGGUGCCGACGUAAACGCUGUGAAUGCCGAAGAAAAAGAGAGCGUACUUCAUUUUGCUGUCUCUAGUGGUUCAAUAAAAAUUGUUCGAUAUCUCAUUCAACAUGGAGCCAGGCUGAAUGCUGUGAAUCAAUUAGGCGACAAUGCACUGCAUUUCUCUUCGUCCAGAGGCUACAACAGGAUCGUUAAUUUUCUUAUUUCAAAUGGAACCGAUGUCAAUGCGAAGAAUAAACGCGGCGAAACUCCACUUUUCAUGGCAACUGAACAUGAAUACGUAGAAACAAUGAAAAUUUUGCUCGCAAACGGAGCUGAUGUUGACAUGCGAGAUGAUAAGGGCAGAACACCAUUGCAUAUGAUUAGCGGUCAAAAUGGUGAA